Messenger RNA from Nematostella vectensis (starlet sea anemone), 2971 nucleotides. Its product is annotated as keratin-associated protein 10-9. The record is from RefSeq and is a predicted model, not a curated record. NCBI's taxonomy places the organism in Eukaryota, Metazoa, Cnidaria, Anthozoa, Actiniaria, Edwardsiidae. The transcript is spliced from 4 exons. Bases 132 to 1574 code for a protein of 480 amino acids.
GCUUUUUUCAAAAUGGCGGCCUGCAAAAUCGUAGUUAACACAAAUUUCUGCAAGUUUACGUGGAAGUUCUCGAGCUACACAGUUCUAGGGCGACAAAAACGCAAGAAGAUGAUUAAAGCGGAUUUCCAAAUAUGAACCUGCGCCUCUUGUUCCUCGUUUUUACAAUAACAUUCAAUUACCCAUCAUGCAUAGAGGGCAAGCACAAGCCAGAGCACCAUGCAAAAGGUCGUCAUCAAGCACGUGCGAGCCACGCCCUCUCGAAGAAACAGUUCAUUCCCUCCAUAUACAACGGUUUUAGACGAAGCAAAGCCCCAAAGCGCUGUGACCCGUCCUGCCAGCACUUCUGUACGCCAGACUGUGAUUUCGCCUGCUGCAUUCCGGCCCCGCCCAAACCCGCUACCCGGAGGAGAGAGGAGUGUGCUUCCUACUGUCCGCGCUCAUGCUACCCGCAGUGUAAGCCUUCCUGUUGCAACGUGAGGCGUUCCUCAGCCUACCGCAGCCACCUUCCCGCCCAUUUUGGCUAUGUUCGCCCUCCUCCCGCCCUUGUCCAGACAGCUUCCUUCUCUGAAUCUACGCCCCCGUCCUGCCCGGCGAACUGUCCCUCAUAUUGCUAUCCUACUUGUUCGUACUCUUGCUGUAGUCCUCGUGCAGCUUCGCUCCGUAAUUCCCUUCCAAUCCGCCGCACAGAGGAUCCAUUCCGCCGAUUUCAAGGAUUGCAGAGCUCAUUUCGCGCGGUCGUACCUCAAUAUGCUCCCGCGGGAAUGGCUAUUGGUCAGCGGCGGUGUCCAGAGCCAUGCGCACGGGAUUGUUUCCCAACAUGCACUCCGGCAUGCUGUCAGUUGCCGGCACAGCAAACUUACUCUCAACAGCCUUACCAAUCUUACGCACCCCUCCCCCCAGCUGGUCAAUCCGCCUUCAUCCCCCCCUCACCAAUGAGCGAGGGAUCAAGGAUCUCAAAGGUCAUACUCCCCCACCUCCCUCCCCCUGCGUCUUGUCCGGCCUCCUGCCCUGCGCAGUGCGCCCCUAUAUGCUCACCCUUCUGCUGUUCAGAAGCCCAACCACCUCCUCCACCCCCACCCCCACCCUCUGAGGGACCGUCAUGCCCUGGGAGCUGCGCACAGUCGUGCUACCCACAAUGUACUCCGAGCUGUUGCAUGACUCAGCCCCCACAAUUCCCACAGGGGGCACCAGUGUCCGUUCAAAUACCUCCCCAGUCCACCCCUCCACAGUCGACACCCCUUUCGUGUCCAGGCUCCUGCUCGCUCUCGUGCUUCCCACAAUGCACCUCCAGCUGUUGCUUACAAAACCAACUCCAGCCACCCCUCCCUCCCGCGCUCCCACCCGCUCUCCCUCCGGCUGCUCCUCUGAUAGUACUAAUCCCCCGCCCUCCCCCCGUGUGUCCGGCGCCGUGCCCCCCCUCAUGUUACCCACAAUGCGACAAGGCGUGCUGCUGCAUGAAGAGCAAACGGAAGCGGAAGCGAUCGAUACAGAAAGUGCAAAGCCACCACAAGCGAUCAUUGGAGGAGGAGCUAGACAGGCGGGCGAAUAUUGGUAUGUGCGCCACGGACAGAUGACGUCAUCUCCAAUCACGUGACUAUUUGCCGGAAUAAUGAUAUAUUUCUGAACAUGUGAUCAUGAGGCGCAUGAAAAUUGAUGAGCAAGAUAGCAGGCGACUUGCACACAGAAAUCACGUGUGUUUUUUUUGCGUGGAAUAUUCAAGCCAAAAUAAAUCGGUGAAAUGGCUGUUCCUGUCACUCCAGAGAGGGACGAAAAUAUAAAACCUUUUAAUGAAAGCAUGUCCUUUUUGGCAAAAAUAAUUUCUUGCUGAUUUGUAAGCGCUAAAUAAGUUUUUUUUUGUUAUUUCGCCGUAAAAACCUUGAGCAUGCGAGUUACUUAGUGCAAGGUGCUUAUUGCAAGUGAAACCAGGAUACACAUGCAAUCUAGAAGAAGACGAAAAUGUACGAGUGGAGGAGACUCGAUGCUGAUUGGUAGAGAAUUAUUUAUAGUACCAAAGACAUCAUAUUGAGAAAAAAAAAAAAAGCAUUUUACAAACAUUAUAAAGCCCGAACCCUGCGUUGACAACAUAGCUAGAGGGGUAUUUUGUCAUUUGUUUGGGUUUGUUAAAAAUAAAAAUAUAGAUGGUAUUAUCGGGUAGAGUUUCUCAGUUAUCAAAACGUCGCACAUGUGUAUCGUGUCACACAACGCUCCAUUCAAGCUCCAUGUUCGUGUCACGUGUCGUGGCAAGCUUGAGGUUUCACUACUUUCCACCAGUCAUCCGGGUACAAAUGCUUCAAAAUUUCAAACUCUCCUCUCGGAAGACCUAUCUCAAACGAUCCAAACUUUGUCUUUGGUAACGGCAAUUUGACAAGCCACGUCGGGAAUGUAUGAUGUCUACGGUAAUGUACGUACAAGAGCCAUGGCUCGAUACCAGUCCUCCACAAUACUCCGCCAUAAUCUCUAAAUAGAAACAAAUCCACCUCAAGUUUCCCGCCGAUUUUAGUAAAAUGGAAUUUCCCAGCUUGAGCCAGUCCAUUUCUAAAUUCGAUCCCAGCCGCUUUAAACUUCGCUGAGAAUUCCCUGAAGUCUAUGCUAUCAAAGUCUUCUCUUCGCAUACCCAUGUCUACGUCAUUGUCCCAAGGGAGAGGGGCAUCGUAGCGCAUUGCCCCGUAUAUCGACCCGUACAUAAGCCAAUGUGGCAGUUCCAUUGAGUCGAGAAUGGUGUGUAUUUGGAAUGCGAGGUCCAUCAAAUGCUUCCUUUCAUCUUUGCUGAAGUAACAUCCAACUCUAUUCGUAGUGUACCUGAAACGGUAUCUGGUCAACUCGCCACCAUAGCCAGCUCGCUACCACCAAUGGUCAACUCGCCACCGGUGGGAAGUUAACCAUUGGUGGAGGCGAGUUGGUAUGUAACAUUAUACGAUGGAAAUGAAGUAGCUUGACUAAAAGAAAUUAAAGUAGAUGAACAAACAAACUA